AUGGGACACAAUGGUAAAGAUGCAAUUAUGGUCGAAGCAUCUCAAUGCGCUAGUGCUAUGGUUGAGAUAAAGAUCAAGACUUUGGAUUCUCAAACGUACACCUUACGCGUAGAUAAAUGUGUCCCUGUUCCCGCAUUGAAGGAGCAAAUUGCCUCCGUUACCGGCGUUGUUACAGAACAACAACGCUUGAUAUGCCGUGGGAAAGUUUUGAAGGAUGAUCAACUCCUAUCAGCUUAUCAUGUUGAAGAUGGCCACACUCUGCAUUUGGUUGUCAGACAACCCAUUCCACCAUUAUCAGAGAGUUCUACUAGUAAUGCAGCGGCUGAUCCUGCUUUGAGUGCUGGUGACAGCCAGGGCAGUCAACGAUCACGAGUUUUAGUUGGAUCCUUCAACAUUGCUGAACAAGGAGACGGAGCCUAUUCGGAUCUUGGUCAGAUUGUUUCAGCUGUUCUUGGAUCACUUGGGAUCUCUAAUACAGAAGGUGGUAGUGAAGGGAUUGAUGCUAUGGGUCCUCUUCAUGAGAUGUUGUCUCGAAGUUCUGGUCCUGGCAGUGCAAGAGAUUCGUCCGGAGGGAGAUCUGUCACACCAAAUGCUGUAGACCAGACAUCUACUCCUUUGACUUCUUCACAACCAGCAGCGAUUCCAGAUUCGUUGACAACUGUAUCUGAAUACCUGAAUCAUCUGAGACAAGAAUUUGCUGCUAAUGGUAGCAAUGCUAAUAAUUUGCAAGAUUCUGAAAAUUUAAUGGGCAAUGUGCCAGAUUCUGGUUCUACUACUGGAGAGAGUCGGAUCCCAAGACCAUCUCAUUUGGCUGAAGUGCUGCAGUCGACAAGGCAAUUGUUGAUUGGUGGAGUAGCAGAUCGUUUAUCUAAUAUCUCAAGGCAGCUUGAGGAUCAUGUAAAUGUGACCAAUCCGUCAACCCGAAGGUUGUGCCAGUCAAACAUGCUUCAUUCAGGAUCCCUCUUGGAGAAUUUAGGCAUUUUACUCCUGGAGCUUGGCCGUGCCACCAUGAUGCUCCAUUUGGGACAAACACCUGAUGAUGCUGUUGUUAAUGCUGGGCCUGCAGUGUUCAUAUCCCCUACGGGACGAAAUCCCUUGCUGUCUAACUCCUCUCGGAUGGGGACAAGUAUCGGAGGCUUACAAGCAGGAACCGCACAUUCUAACCCUUUUGCUGCACAAUCGCUUGCCUCUGCCCCAAGAAAUAUUGAGAUAAGAAUACGCACAGGAUCUUGGAUGCCCUCCAGUGGGGGCAACCAGAGAGAAGAAAGUACAACACAACAAACUCCUGGGCAGUCAAUCCCUUCUGCACCCAGCAGCAUUAGUAAUCCUGUUACCUCAAUGAGAGGGCCAUCUGAACCCACUCGUAAUCCUGUGGCCUUAGUUAUACCCGUUGUUGCUAGGUAUCAGCAGGUAUCUUCUGGCGACCGUAGCUCUACUGGAUUGGAUGGUGUACAUCAGCCUGGUGCUGACUCCUCUAGGCAGCCACAGAGCGCCAGUACUCCAGGAAGAGAAGGUGAUAGCAGUUCUGCUGCUAGCGGUCGGGGUUUAUCUGAAUUGAGGAACAGAAUCCAUCAGUUUUUGAGGCCCUUAUCUCGUCGAGAACAUGUUCAAGUGGGGAGCUCCGAGCCUCAGGUUUCAGCAAAUCCGCCUGCCACAGCAUCCACAGAAACAAACGAAGCAGUUACAAAUGCACAAGCGGAGCCGGCAACUGGAACAGAUGAAGGGAAUUUCAUAUCAAGUGUUCUCCAGCAGAUCAUGCCCUUUAUAUCUCAAAACGUUCCCUCAAGCUCAGUUGAAGGUGCAAGCAGAGGCAGCAGUAGCAGUAGACAAGCCUCUUCAAGAGAGGUGCAGGAGGAGGAAGGUGCGGAGCGAGGGAGUUCAAGUCGGAGACCGGAACCACCAUCGGCUCCAGGGUCAAAACGUCAGAAGAGAGAGUGA
Messenger RNA from Arabis nemorensis, 1938 nucleotides. Lineage: Eukaryota; Viridiplantae; Streptophyta; Magnoliopsida; Brassicales; Brassicaceae. The record is from the annotation of a GenBank genome assembly.